GUGAACUUGUUCGAUAAGAGGAACUGACUUCCCACGUGUAUAUUACCUGUUAGCUAACAGUAUACCGCGCUAAACGCACGAUUUAAUCAUCAUACAGACACGCGAUCCUUAACUGUCGACGAGAGAGAAUAAACAUCUAAAUAGAUCAAAACGAGGCGAAAGCAGAUAAAGAAUGGAUGGAUCAGCUUUAACGACUGGAGUAGAUUCCAACUCUACAGUGGGUUGUACACCGCUAUUCAAUAUGUCUACGUUCACCCAUUUAUCCCUUUUUCCAGCGGCUAUAAUUAUCGUGAUUUUAACAAUUCUGCACAAGAGAGAGACAAACACUGGGUGCUCGAGAUGUCGGCUUGCCCUGGUUGUUCCGGCCAAUCUGCUGGACGGCUAUAAACAUCGAUGGUCAUAUGCUGCAGCUUUUGGGGCGACGUCUAGCAGGGUGUUGUUACUGCUGCUGAAGGCUGACCAGUACUGGGGGGAUGAACUUCAGACUGCAAAGUGGAUCAAUCAGACAUUCCUCUUCAUUCUUGCCAUUCUGGAAACCAGCAUUGUGUUCUACCCCCUGUUUGGAUGUCUGAGGUCGUCUUACAAACUUGUGGCAGCUAUAUGUGGAGGCCUCUAUUCCCUCCUCUGGUUGAUCAUCCAGAUGAUACAUAUGCUUUAUUGUCCAACAAUUAUUGACACCGACAGCUUCCUCCUAAUUCAGGCCAAUUACAGCACCUUGAUACUUCAGUGGCCAUCGGCGUUUUUCUUGUCAGUGAUGGUGAUCAAGUUUAGCCAAAUGUUGCUCAAAAGUCUUGGAACCAGACGGUUUGUUGUGCAGGAAACUCUGUCGUUAGCUCUUGAUCAUCAAGUUACCUAUGUGCGAUGUCUGCUAGAGAAUCACCUGCCAGCUAAAUUGCAGGGGGCUGAAGAAGAAGGAUUUCUAAAGACGUUUACGUACAAGUCGAUUCCAGGUUUCCGAUAUCCAUUGCGCUUACUUUGUGUGUUAUCGGUUACCACGUCAAUAUCUUACCAGAUUGUGAUAGGAGCGUUUUUCGGAACAGUUCAGUUUACUGAAUACCUCGAACAACUUGCAAAGAGUUUGCAACCUAAUUUAACGGCAGAAGUUCGUGAUUUGAUACAGGGUGGAGGCACAGUAGUAAUAGUUUGCUCUUGGGCGACUCUUGUCCUGCUUAUCCUGUUGCUGAUUGGAUCAUUAUUUCUCAUCUUUAAAAAUUACAGGCGCCAUAUCUUACAACUCUGCCGAGGUGACAAGAGUUUUGUUCCACACAUUGAGUUCUCGUCUCCAAGUUUAAUGGCCAGUAGCAUGCGGUGGACGGGGUACCAAAUUGCUUACCUGUUAUGGGGGAUAUUCAUUUUCUACAUCACCGUGUUCCUAAUAUCCUCGGUCUUGGCGGAAGUCGCCUAUAUUUUGAUUUAUACGCAAGCGUCAGGUGCUGCAACCUCGUUUGCGCUGUAUAUUGGGCCGCCAUUGCUGAUGAACAUUAUAAUCUACUACAGCCAGGAGGUGUGUGCGUUUCUGUGUUUCUUACAGCCUCGUUGUGAACCGGGACAACCUGUUCCCCUCGCCAUUGACAACCGGAAUGUUUUGGAGACGACCAAUUACUUCACCUUCUUUUUUAACAUUGCCAUUGGUAAUUUUGUCCACGUUGUAUCGGCUGUUGUUGUCGCUUAUUGUGGGACUACUAACCCUGGGGAGAAUGGAUCAGUCCUGUGCUAAAAAAGGGAUACGAGAGUCUCGACAGAGGUGGGAAUCUUUCUAUUGCCGACUUGAUCUGAAGUCUGACCAACACUUAAUCCUUCAUAGAUGUGUUUAAUCGUUUUAUUUAAUAGAUGAUUUCCAUGUUCUUUUUUUCAUUGUCGACCAUCAUGGUUUGGAGCUGGCUGUAUAAGUGGUGUACAUAAACUGGCAGACUUAAGCCCGAACUUGCACAGGGAAAUCCUCCAUUCUCAGAAUUCUUGUUCCCUUGGUGACAAUAAGCGAUCAGUACAACAUUAGUUGAAGAUCACUUGCCUUCCAUCAAUAUUAUGUGAACAUCCAUACCUUAAACGCUGGAUCAUGCUGGCUUCCU
Messenger RNA from Liolophura sinensis, 2069 nucleotides. Its product is annotated as stimulated by retinoic acid gene 6 protein-like. The record is from RefSeq and is a predicted model, not a curated record. Bases 173 to 1717 code for a protein of 514 amino acids. Gene Ontology annotation, molecular function: retinol transmembrane transporter activity; signaling receptor activity. The transcript has 16 exons. NCBI's taxonomy places the organism in Eukaryota, Metazoa, Mollusca, Polyplacophora, Chitonida, Chitonidae. Gene Ontology annotation, biological process: vitamin A import into cell. Gene Ontology annotation, cellular component: plasma membrane.